CGAGGCGUAGCGAGGUCAGUCGGUCAGUCGGCGCUGUUCAAGGAGUGCUUACUGUGGGCAGAGCACUGUGCCGACAGCUCGGACUCGGGCGAGUGACUCGCCCGAGUCCACACGGCAGGCAAGGGGCGGAGUGGGGGGGUUAAAAUUCAGAGCCUACCGACUCCUACUGCUUCUGCUCGGUGACCGUUAAGAAGUCCCAGGCCUCGUCUGCCCCACGUACUCGCACUUUGGGGAUUUUAGGAGAAUUCUUAGCCCGCACUGAAUCUUCUUGGGGAUUCGUCUCAUCUGUAGUCACCCGCCGCUCGGUGGAGAAAAGUCACGGUGUUGGAUGGGAGCGGGGAGGACCGCGAAGACGUAAGCCCGAUCGAUGUUUAAUUUCACACACGGUAGCGUCGAGGCCCGAUCGAAAGGAGCAGGCGACGGAAUCGACCUCGAGACUUCCCCUUUAGUUAUCUCUCCGGAGGAUGCCAAGCGGGACAACCCCUCACCGCGGAGGUUCUCCGGCCGGGGCCCGUUCCGACGGCCGGGAUCUCGCCGCCGCCGAAGAGACGGCCGGCGGGCAGGACGGCGUCGGCUCCCGCGUCCCGGACGCCGGGCCGUCGACGUCCACGGCCGUCGUUCCUCCCGGGGCCCCGAGGGAGGGGCAGUCGCCGUUGCGGAUCGACCGACGGGAGAUCCAGUCGGUGGAGCGGAGCGCCCAGGCCUUGGAACUCAGAGGUCUGGGAGUCGACGUGUACGAUCAGGAUGUCUUGGAGCGCGGCCUGCUUCGGCAGGUGGAUUUCGCCGUCGGCCAAGCCACCGGGGCGGCUCGGGCGGCCCACGCGGAAAAGGAGUACCGGUCCGUUUUGGACGAUCUCAGAUCCCGUUCGACAUCUCUAAGGCGGAUCAAUGCAGUUACUGAACAGCUUACCCCUCGAGCUCCCGACGACAAAGACGUCGACAGAAGACUCGAUUCGGCGAAACGGCAGAACUAUAACAAGGAACGGCAAUUAAGGAAGAUCGGGGCCAAACGGAAACGUCUCCUGGCAGUCCUCGGCGGAACGGAGAUUGACGUUGCAGCGAUUGAGGAUCCGGAAGCCGCCGAAGAGCCUGGACCGUCCACCCUGGGAAGUAUGCUCAUGCCCGCCCAGGAGAGCGAAUGGGAAGAACUCAUUCGGACCGGUCAGAUGACCCCGUUUGGCACCCAAAUCCCCCAGAAACAAGAGAGAAAGCCGCGCAAGUUAAUGCUUAACGAAGCAGCGGACUUUGAGAAAUAUUUGGCGGAUCAAGCCCAGCUGUCAUUUGAAAGGAAGAGGCCGGCCCUUCGGAAAAGAGCCAGAGAGAAAAGGCAGGCCCCCGCGGGAGAUUCGGAGACGGUUUCGCCGGCAGAGAAAGGCGGGAACGAGAGAAGGGCGACCCCGUCCAAAACGGAGAGGACUCUGAAAAAGCACCUCGAGAAGCUCCAGCGCCGGGCCGUCCGAUGUCAGGGCAAGGUGGGGCUGCCGAGGCGACGGAAAUCCCGGGAGCCCCCGAGGAAGUCCAAGAGCGAGCGGAGCGACGGGAGCGAGGAGUCGGAUUAUGGAGCCGGGGACGGGCCCUUCGUCCCCGAAGACGGCGAGGAGGAAGAAGAGCGUCGCCUCUCCGACGCCUCCCGGAGCCCCGGCGACGAGCCGCCGCCUUGGUCCCGGAGCAGAAAACGGAAGGAGGUUCCAGCGGACGACUCGGACGAUCUCUUUUCGCCGGGUUCCGGGGAAGAAGGCGGCGGAGGAAGGAUUCCCAAAAUAAAGCGGUGCCGAGAUGAUGGCGAUGAAGGUUAUUAUAAGCAGCGGUUAAGGAGGUGGAACGGUCGGCGGCUGAAGGAAAAAGAGGAGCGGCGGGUAGCCGAAGACGAUACCGAGGAAAGCGAUGCGGAGUUUGACGAAGGUUUUAGAGUGCCGGGUUUUCUAUUCAAAAAGCUUUUUAAGUACCAGCAGACAGGUGUUAGGUGGCUGUGGGAAUUGCACUGCCAGCAGGCAGGAGGAAUUCUGGGAGACGAGAUGGGAUUGGGCAAGACCAUCCAGAUAAUUGCCUUCUUGGCAGGUCUGAGCUACAGCAAGAUCAGGACGCGCGGUUCAAAUUACAGGUUCAAGGGAUUGGGCCCAACUGUGAUUGUGUGUCCAACCACAGUAAUGCAUCAGUGGGUGAAAGAAUUUCACACUUGGUGGCCUCCGUUUAGAGUUGCGAUUCUACACGAUACUGGCUCAUACACAAACAAAAAGGUGAAACUGAUUCAUGAAAUUGCAGGAUGUCAAGGAAUUUUGAUCACUUCCUAUUCGUACAUUCGGUUGAUGCAGGAUAACAUCAACAACUACGACUGGCACUAUGUGAUCUUGGACGAAGGGCACAAAAUCCGAAAUCCGAACGCUGCAGUUACGCUGGCUUGCAAACAGUUUCGAACUCCACAUCGGAUUAUCUUGUCCGGUUCUCCUAUGCAAAAUAACCUCAGGGAGCUGUGGUCUCUAUUUGACUUUGUCUUUCCGGGAAAAUUGGGAACCCUGCCGGUCUUCAUGGAGCAAUUUUCUGUUCCGAUUACCAUGGGAGGGUAUUCUAAUGCAUCCCCUGUUCAGGUAAAAACAGCUUAUAAAUGUGCGUGUGUUUUGCGAGACACCAUAAACCCUUAUCUCCUGCGGAGAAUGAAGGCAGAUGUAAAAAUGAGCCUUUCACUGCCGGAUAAAAAUGAACAGGUCCUGUUUUGUCGACUGACGGCAGAGCAGCGUGAAGUCUAUCAAAAUUUCAUCGACUCCAAAGAAGUGUACAGCAUUCUAAGUGGAGAAAUGCAGAUUUUCCCAGGACUCAUGGCCUUAAGGAAGAUGUGCAACCACCCCGAUCUCUUCUCUGGGGGGCCCAAGAUCCUCAAAAACGUUCCAGACGAUGAAUUAGAGGAAGAAGAUCAAUUUGGAUACUGGAAGCGGUCUGGCAAAAUGAUAGUGGUCGAGUCUCUGCUGAAAAUAUGGCACAAGCAGGGCCACCGAGUGCUUCUCUUUUCUCAGUCACGACAGAUGCUGCAUAUACUCGAAGUAUUUCUCAGAGGGCAAAAGUAUUCCUAUCUAAAGAUGGAUGGUACCACUACAAUAGCUUCCAGGCAGCCACUUAUAACGAGAUACAAUGAGGACACUUCCAUUUUUGUGUUUCUUCUCACCACUCGCGUCGGUGGGAUCGGAGUCAACCUGACGGGAGCAAACAGGGUUAUCAUCUAUGAUCCUGACUGGAAUCCCAGUACAGACACACAGGCUCGAGAGCGUGCUUGGAGAAUAGGCCAGAAGAGGCAAGUGACUGUUUAUCGACUCCUUACUGCAGGAACCAUUGAAGAAAAAAUAUAUCACAGGCAAAUCUUCAAGCAGUUUUUAACCAACAGAGUUCUGAAAGAUCCAAAGCAAAGGCGUUUUUUCAAGUCCAAUGACCUUUACGAACUAUUCACCCUGAGCAAUCCUGAUGGCUCUCAAGGCACUGAAACCAGUGCUAUUUUUGCAGGUACGGGCUCAGAUGUUCCAGCACCUAAACGACAUUUAAAAAGGAAACUUCAGGGGCCUCCUGCUGGGUCUUGCCAAGAUCGGCGCCCGACGGAUCCCGAGUCUUCAGACGGCACCAAAGAACCGGUCCCCUCCCCAGCGAGACAGAGUAGGGCUCAUUCAUCCGCUCAGGAGACAGAAGUAAACUCAGAGGCUUUCCGUGCAGGCGGCCCGCUAAUAGUUGGAGCGCCAACUAAUACUAAUGGGCUUUCAGGAGAGAACAGCAAACAGACCGAUUUGGCGUCCGCCCUGGAAGACCGUGCACCAAUUCCAGAAGACGGAGAACAUUCAAGUCCCCCACGCCUUGGUGAAGCCCACGGGGCGUCCAGCGGCGGAAAGGCUGAAGAAGAACAGAACCUUCCCCGGGAUGGGACAGCUUCUCAGGUUAAACCGGAUGCGAAGUCAGAGAGCGAACGGGUUGAAAAUCAUUUUCAGAAACACAAGUCGAAAAUGAAACAUCACAUCGAGGAAGGAGAAGAGCCCCUCAAAUCUGAGGGUCGGGCACCUAGGCCGAAGAAGUCCAAACAUCCCAAAGAUGCCAAAUUUGAAGGCACACGCGUUCCUCACUUAGUGAAGCAGAAGCGGUACCGGAAAAGGGUCAGGGAAGAUGAGAAAGAGGAAGACGCCAAAAAGAAUGAUGAUUAUGUCUUGGAGAAACUUUUCAAAAAAUCAGUAGGGGUUCAUAGUAUCAUGAAGCAUGAUACAAUUAUGGACGCAUCCAACCCAGAUUUUGUGUUGGUGGAAGCAGAAGCCAGUCGAGUAGCCCAGGAUGCUUUGAGAGCCCUGAAGAUUUCACGGCAGCGAUGUUUAGGAGCAACCUCUGGAGUUCCCACGUGGACGGGAAGUAGUGGUCUUUCAGGUGCCCCAGCGGGAAUCAAAUUUGGUCAGAAAAGGAAUCCCACUUUGUCUGCUCCACAGAUUUCCUCCAAGUCUCCAAAAGGGAAAUGCAAGGAUGCAGACAUCCUCCAAAGAGAUGGGAAAAGUGUAUCUCAGGCACAUUUUAGUGGGACGGCAGAAGACGGAGAAGGUCCGUCCGGUCCUCUGGCUUCCUCUUCCCUCUUAGCGAAGAUGAGAGCUCGAAACCAUCUAAUCUUGCCCCAGAGAGCCGAGAGCGAGAGCGCCAGCGGGCCACGGGCUCCCGCCCCGUUGCCCGCCGCCACGGAACACGACGAACUGCUCGUGGACGUGAGGAACUUCAUCGCCUUCCAGGCCCGCGUGGACGGCCAGGCCAGCACUCAGGAGAUCCUAGGGGAAUUCGAAUCCAAGCUGUCGACGUCACAGUCCUGUGUCUUUCGAGAACUGUUGAGAAACCUGUGCACGUUCCACAGAGGCGUGAACGGCGAAGGGGUGUGGAAGCUGAAGCCGGAGUUCCGUUGAGCAGGCGGCCGGUUUUAGCGUCUGCCUCCGGGAUUUGACCGCGCGGCUUGCCGAAACUCUGAAUUCCUUUUUUUCUAAGAGGAAGUUCUGACUGUGAGGGCUUUCUACGUUCUAUAAGAUGAACACUGUACGGUUCCGGGGGGCGGGAAGAACCUGACUAUGGGACGGGGCUUCAUUUUUCACCUUGUCACAUCUACCUCAAUGGCCACUGAAAGGAAAAAAAGGCAUCUCCCCCAGCUUGCAAACAGCUUGACUAAGGUUAAUGAAAUAGAAUACAGGCGUUUUCAUUUGAUAUUGCAAUAAGAACCCUAUCUCCCUAGAGAUUCCGACGUUGUUCAGAGGUCCUUCGAUUUGUGCGUUUGGGGAGAGUGUCACAUUUACACAUUUACUGCUCAGUGUUUACACCUAAACUCAUGGAACGGAAUCUCGAGAAUCUUCCAAGUGUGAUUAUUUUUAUUUUUUUGAGGGGGGAGGUGUUGAAAACUUUGCACACUAUUCCUACUUAACGUAUUUAUAAUUGCCAGCUCUCAUUUGCUUGAUAUGCAAUUUUAAAAUGCUUUUUUAAAUCCUAUCUAGGAAAAAUUUACUGAUGACUUGUCUUAAUGAAAGUGAUUUUACUCUGAGCAUUGUAGAUCCUAUUACCGUCUUACCAGAUCUCCUCUGUGGGAUACGGACUGUUUUUCAGGGUUAAAGGAUAGGUUGUACCGAUAAUAAAGUAGAAUCUUUGUACAGUCCUUUCACUUAAGUGAUAGAAGCCACAUAGUUAGCUUCCUUAUGGAAGGAAGUAUCUCAAAGGAUUUUUGGACAGGGGUGUUCUUGAAUCUUGAACGUGUUAUCUCCUCACCAGGGUUUGGGCCAAAAAAAGGACGUAUUUCCAGGUCUUCACCUAACAACUGGGUGUCGUGAAGCUAAAACACAAGUACUGUAAAAGUUGAUAUACUUAGGGGUAUUAUUUUUACUAUUUGUAUAUAUGCAAAGUGUGUUUCUUUGGAACUCCUGGCAAAUAAUUUAAUGAGGUUUACUGACCUGCGGAGUUUGGGCAUCGUGAGUUCUAAGUAUUAUCAUUCCCGAUUUCUUUUUUUCCUUGAAAUCUGAUGUACAGUAAGUCUGUGAUUACCCUUUGCCUUCUCCCUUGGUAAACACUCAGAAUUUCUAUGGUAAGGGCCAAGUUGGUUGUUCUCAAUUCUGUCGCCGACUGUUCCCGUGGUCUCAGGCAAGUCACUAAAUUAUCUGUGCCUCUGUUUGUCCAUCUGCAAAAAUGACAGUGAAACCUCACUGAUAAAAUGUGAAGUUUAAAUCAGAUAUAGGUGCUGUAGGUGGUAAAGUAAAUAUUGUUUCAUAGCAGAAAGUUUAAGUCUGUUGGUAAGUAUUCCUGGGUGAUUUCUUUUUUAACUUAAAUAAAGACUCAAAAGUAAAAUUUAAAUGGA
Molecule: messenger RNA, 6331 nt
Organism: Ornithorhynchus anatinus (platypus)
Lineage: Eukaryota; Metazoa; Chordata; Mammalia; Monotremata; Ornithorhynchidae
Gene: ERCC6
Product: ERCC excision repair 6, chromatin remodeling factor
Exons: 21
Coding region: 465-4904 (1479 amino acids)
Biological process (GO): transcription-coupled nucleotide-excision repair
Cellular component (GO): nucleus
Molecular function (GO): ATP-dependent chromatin remodeler activity; ATP binding
Source: RefSeq, a predicted model, not a curated record